Hylaeus volcanicus is the source of this 1900-nucleotide messenger RNA. RefSeq names its product coiled-coil domain-containing protein 93 (gene fidipidine). The record is from RefSeq and is a predicted model, not a curated record. The coding region runs from base 92 to 1783 and encodes 563 amino acids. The transcript is spliced from 13 exons. Gene Ontology annotation, biological process: Golgi to plasma membrane transport. NCBI's taxonomy places the organism in Eukaryota, Metazoa, Arthropoda, Insecta, Hymenoptera, Colletidae.
GAACACUGUCAUACAGACGCAUUAAUAACUCAAUCUAAAUACAUCACACACAUAUUAGCUGUCGUGUUUUUUAAAUUGGCGUGAUCUAACUAUGUUGAACGACGUACCAAAAAGGUUAUUGAAAAGCUCGGAAUCAACUGAGGCUGAUGUACGCGAAGAUGAGGAACAAGCAAAGAGAUUCCAGGAUAUUAUCGAUUUGCUUUUAGCAGCAGGGUAUUUCCGAGCUCGAAUAAAAGGGUUAUCGAAUUUUGAUAAGGUAAUCGGUGGGAUGACCUGGUGCAUAGAAUCCUGUAAUUUCGAUGUAGAUAUCGAUUUAUUAUUCCAGGAAAAUUUAACCAUAGGUCAAAAAAUAUCCUUGACUGAGAAAAUUGUAGCUGUGUUGCCCAGAAUGAAUUGUCCAUACAGAAUAGAACCACAUCAAAUUCAAGGCUUAGAUUGCAUUCAUAUUUUUCCUGUUAUUCAGUGGUUAGUGAAACGAUCGAUGGAGACGCGAGAAGAAACCGCCGAUUUUGUACGAUCGUUUGCUCUUAACCAAUUCCAUAAAAAACACUCUUUCGCCGAGGAUGCUGGAACUGCGAAAGCAGUUAAAGAGAAUCUAAUACGAAACAUUCAAUUGGUUAAAAAAUCGUAUGAACCUCGUCGACUUUUCAAGCACAAAGACGGCACUAUCAGAGAUGAAUCUACCAGAUUUCUUGGCACAGUUCUCGAAUAUGAAGCUCCUUUAUACUAUUCUUCGAAAACUGCUGGAUCCCCAACGGCAGCGGCCUCAAACGAAGCUCAAGACGAUGAUAAAAAAGAGGAAUUAAGGGAGAAGGAUCCUGUGGAGCAGGAGAAUACAGAGCAAUUGGCUGGAAACUUGGCCGCUAUUGAAGAAAGUUCAGCUCGUUUAAGUGUAACAGCGGUGGGCAACAUCGUCGGGAUCCAAGUCCAGGAAAUCGCCAAAGUGGCCGAGAAAUAUGCAACAAUGGCGACUUCCGAGAUGAAGGAAAAUGGCACAAUAGAUUCUUCAGCGGUGUUGACCGUGCUACAGAAACAAAAGGCUGCGCUCCAAAAUCGAGCUCGGAAAUUGACGAAAGAGAGAGAUAGCUUGUCGUCUAAAGUAUCCGAAUUGACUGCUAAAACAAAUGCAUCUCGUGCAAAACGGCAAGCUAUUGAGCGUUCAUUGAAAAAAGCGGAAGAAAUGGGAAUGAAUAAUGAACAAGAUAGCGUUUACAAGCGUCUGGAAGAAUUGCUUCUAGUACAUGACGGUUUGAAGGAGCAAGAACACAACUUCCGCGAACAAUGUAAAUUCGAUUUGAAUCUCCUGCGUGGUAAAUUGCAAGAAAUCGAAAGCGGCACUUCGGAAGAGGAGGAAGAUCGUUUGAAGGAGUACGAAGAACAAAAGGAAGCGGUCACAAAGACAAGAUUACAAUUGGCCAAGAAGAACAGAGCAAUUGCUUCUUUGACCAGGCAAUUGGAUGAUGUUCCUGGACGCUCCGAACUUACGCAAUACCAAAGACGCUUUAUGGAACUGUAUAAUCAAGUUUCGGCCAAGCACAAAGAAACAAAACAAUAUUACACGUUGUACAAUACUCUGGACGAUACGAAGCUUUAUUUAAGUAAAGAAUUAUCGUUAUUAAAUUCUAUCCAAGAUAAUUAUAAUGAAGCAAUGGCAUCGACGAGCGGUAAGGAACAGUUCCUGAAGCAAUUCGAAGCUAUUGUUGCAGGUGUGAAACGCAACAAAGAAAAGGUAAAAAAUUUCGCUGUUCGUCGAUUCAUGUACGUAAGUAAAUCGUUUAAUUAGUAAGUCUUGAGACCUAUAGGAAUAUUCGAUUGAAGAUAUACAGAUAAGAAGACAGACGAGGUACAGAUUUAACAAAAUGUUUAGAACAGGUACAAAAAAGGACAUUUUGAUCAUGUU